Messenger RNA from Guillardia theta CCMP2712, 3558 nucleotides. RefSeq lists its product as hypothetical. The coding region runs from base 1 to 3558 and encodes 1185 amino acids. The record is from RefSeq and is a predicted model, not a curated record. The transcript has 14 exons. NCBI's taxonomy places the organism in Eukaryota, Cryptophyceae, Pyrenomonadales, Geminigeraceae.
AUGCGUGCUGCUGCUCACCACGCGGCAGCUCUGCUCCUCCUGCUCUCCUCCCUUCCUGGCUCUCAUUGCGCCUACAGCUUUGUCAAAGCCGAGGGAAAGGACAUCUGCGCCGGUGUCAUACCUGAUUGCGCAAACUUGAAGGAUUGUUCCUCUGCUGCCUACGGGCCGUGCACCGCUGCCUCCCCUGGCCCCUCAGCCUAUGUCACAGUCACCCCCGACUCAAUGGCAUGGAUCUACGAUAUCAACACCUACGCCACCAAUGCCAACCAGGUCAACAUGAUAAAUGCUCUGACGAAUGUCUCCAUCAAUGGGUUUGUUUCGAGUAAAUCAGGCGUCAAAGAGGGAACUGCAGAGUUUGCAUACAUGAUGGCCGGAGGUCUAGUUGGUAACACUGUUGAAAGCUGCGGCUUUGUUGGCGUGGUCAAUGCGAUCAUGACCAAAGGGGUUAUCAGCACCAAGACCAUUCCCGUUUCAUGGAAUGCACCAGACAACCUUCCGUCUGACCACAAAACCUUCAAAAACACUGCAGAUUACUGUAUCGCUUCUACGUCCAACGGAGCUUGUACCGGAACGAAUGUGACAUUCGUAUCCGGCGACAUCGCGUUCAUGGCUUACGGCGGAACGAUGGGUAGCAAGUACGUUGCGGAUCCUAAGGGCACGCAUCUCGGCCUCAGACUGAAGAUGACGGUGGUAGACAAGAGCCAGACUUCAGCACAGAUGACUUUCAACUCCCAAUCGAAGAAGCUGAGCGAGAUGAGUAACGUCGAGGUCAAUGACAUCUCCUUCACUCUAGGCGGCAAGCUCAUCUCCUUGGUUCUCUCGAAGGGUUUCAACUACGCCACCGCUGGAUCAGGCGAUCCUGUAUCUUUAUCGAAGUAUGGAAGCGAUACCGUGAAUAUCAGGGCCAACAAAGUAACUGGAGACGACAUGUCUGUAUACUUUGACAUCCUUUUCCCUAAGCAAUACUUUCAGACAGCUGGUCAGACGGUCCUCUACGGGUCUGCAGGCGCACCUGCCGUUGGCGCAACAUCCACAACUUCUAGCCAGUCUCGAUGGGUUGUCGGGCCUCCUACCGUGCCCAUUGCUCCCGCUCCUAGUUCCGCAGCUGGCACCCCAGCUUUUAUGGCACUCACUCUCAUGUUCAACACAACGAGUCCCAAGCACAGCGUAGGAGCAGGGGACAAGAGGAGAGGCAGGAAGCAAGAAUCUGUCCUGAAGAAUCUGUCCGAGACCCAGCGAGCAGCGAGGUAUAAUUACUUGAGGCCUGUGAAGCAGCAGGUGAAGUAUCAGCAGGCAAAGCAGCAAGCAAAACAUCAACAGUUAAAAGUCAAGCAGCAGGUGACGCACACAAAGCAGCAGCAGGUGAAGCAGCUGCAGAUCAAGCAGCAGCAGGUCAAGCAGCAGCAGGUGAGGCAGCAGCAGGUGAAGCAGCAGCAGGUCAAGCAUCGGCAGCAGAUCAAGCAGCAGCAGAUCAAGCAUCGGCAGGUCAAGCAGCAGGUGACGCACACAAAGCAGCAGCAGGUGAAGCAGCUGCAGGUGAGGCAGCAGCAGGUGAGGCAGCAGCAGGUCAAGCAGCAGCAGGUGAAGCAGCAGCAGGUGAGGCAGGAGCAGGUGAGGCAGGAGCAGGUGAGGCAGCAGCAGGUCAAGCAGCAGGUGAAGCAGCAGCAGGUGAGGCAGCAGCAGGUCAAGCAGCAGCAGGUGAGGCAGCAGGUGAGGCAGGAGCAGGUGAAGUAUCAGCAGAUGCAGCAGCAGGUGAGGCAGCAGCAGGUGAAGCAGCAGCAAGUGAAGCAGCAGCAGGUGAGGCAGCAGCAGGUCAAGCAUCGGCAGAUGCAGCAGCAGGUGAAGCAGCAGCAGGUGAGGCAGCAGCAGGUCAAGCAGCAGGUCAAGCAGCAGCAGGUCAAGCAGCAGCAGGUCAAGCAGCAGGUAAAGCAGCAGCAGGUGAGGCAGCAGCAGGUGAGGCAGCAGCAGGUGAAGCAGCAGCAAGUGAGGCAGCAGCAGGUGAGGCAGCAGCAAGUGAAGCAGCAGCAGGUCGAUCAGCAGCAGGUGAGGCAGCAGCAGGUGAGGCAGCAGCAGCAGCAGGUGAAGCAGCAGCAGUUCAACACAACGAGUCCCAAGCACAGCGUAGGAGCAGGGGACAAGAGGAGAGGCAGGAAGCAAGAAUCUGUCCUGAAGAAUCUGUCCGAGACCCAGCGAGCAGCGAGGUAUAAUUACUUGAGGCCUGUGAAGCAGCAGGUGAAGUAUCAGCAGGCAAAGCAGCAAGCAAAACAUCAACAGUUAAAAGUCAAGCAGCAGGUGACGCACACAAAGCAGCAGCAGGUGAAGCAGCUGCAGAUCAAGCAGCAGCAGGUCAAGCAGCAGCAGGUGAGGCAGCAGCAGGUGAGGCAGCAGCAAGUGAGGAUGCAGCUGGUGAGGCAGCAGCAGGUGAAGCAGCAGCAAGUGAAGCAGCAGCAGAUCAAGCAGCAGCAGGUGAGGCAGCAGCAAGUGAGGCAGCAGCAGCAGCAGGUGAGGCAGCAGCAGGUGAGGCAGCAGCAGGUGAGGCAGCAGCAGGUGAAGCAGCAGCAGGUGAGGCAGCAGCAGGUGAAGCAGCAGCAGGUGAGGCAGCAGCAGGUGAGGCAGCAGGUGAGGCAGCAGCAGGUGAGGCAGCAGCAGGUGAAGCAGCAGCAGGUGAAGCAGCAGCAGGUCAAGCAUCGGCAGAUGCAGCAGCAGGUGAGGCAGCAGCAGGUGAAGCAGCAGCAGGUGAAGCAGCAGCAGGUGAAGCAGCAGCAGGUGAAGCAGCAGCAGGUCAAGCAGCAGCAGGUGAGGCAGCAGCAGGUGAAGCAGCAGCAGGUGAAGCAGCAGCAGGUGAGGCAGCAGCAGGUAAAGCACAACAGUGAGGCAGCAGCAGGUGAGCAGCAGGUCAAGCAGCAGCAGGUCAAGCAGCAGCAGGUCAAGCAGCAGGUCAAGCAGCAGCAGGUGAAGCAGCAGCGGGUGAGGCAGCAGCAGGUGAGGCAGCAGCAGGUGAGGCAGCAGCAGGUGAGGCAGCAGCAGGUCAAGCAGCAGCAAGUGAAGCAGCAGCAGGUCAAGCAGCAGCAGGUGAGGCAGCAGCAGGUGAGGCAGCAGCAGCAGCAGGUGAGGCAGCAGCAGGUCAAGCAGCAGCAGGUGAAGCAGCAGCAGGUGAAGCGGCAGGUGAGGCAGCAGGUGAGGCAGCAGGUGAGGCAGCAGCAGGUGAGGCAGCAGCAGGUCAAGCGGCAGCAGGUGAGGCAGCAGCAGGUGAGGCAGCAGCAGGUCAAGCAGCAGCAGGUCAAGCAGCAGCAGGUCAAGCAUCGGCAGAUGCAGCAGCAGGUGAAGCAGCAGCAGGUGAAGCAGCAGCAGGUGAAGCAGCAGCAGGUCAAGCAUCGGCAGGUGAAGCAGCAGCAGGUGAGCCAGCAGUAUAUCAAGCAUCGGCAGAUGAAGCAGCAGGUCAAGCAGCAGGAGAAGGAACAACUUGGUAAAGAAGCAGCAGGUGAAGCAGCAGCAGAGCGAGAUAGCAUUGCGAUAGCUCGCGAGAUCUUUCUUAACAAAAGACUCAUAUGUUUGUGA